This is a messenger RNA of Diachasma alloeum, 1479 nucleotides long. Its product is annotated as ataxin-3. Bases 183 to 1274 code for a protein of 363 amino acids. The record is from RefSeq and is a predicted model, not a curated record. Lineage: Eukaryota; Metazoa; Arthropoda; Insecta; Hymenoptera; Braconidae. Gene Ontology annotation, molecular function: cysteine-type deubiquitinase activity. Gene Ontology annotation, biological process: protein deubiquitination. Gene Ontology annotation, cellular component: nucleus. The transcript is spliced from 5 exons.
GCUGUUGAGAUCCCCCGAGUGCACCCCACAUUCUCACGACGUCUGCACUCCCAGUUGCAACGUACAAAUAUUUUUGUGAAUGACGUUUAGUCGCUGGUGAAUGUAUUUUUGUGGUUAUUAUUCAAUGUAAUUACUCCAAAUUAUUUUAUUCGUAAGCGGGACACAAGAGCAAUUGUCACAUAAUGGAGGAGAUAUUUCAUGAAAAGCAAGAGGGAUAUCUGUGUGGCCAACAUUGCUUGAAUUCCCUUCUUCAAGGGUCAUAUUUCAAUGCUGUAGACCUGGGGUGUCUUGCCAGGCAGCUGGAUGACGAGGAGGAAGCGAGAAUGGCUGAAGCUGGUAUAGACAGUGAAGAUUAUAAAAGAUUCAGAGAACAACCUUCUGGCAAUGUGGACGACAGUGGAUAUUUUUCAGUUCAAGUGAUAAGUAGUGCCCUCAAAGUUUGGGGACUGGAGUUAGUACCAUACAACAGCAGAGAGCCCAUAGCUAUUAUCGCACAGAAUGAUCCUACACAAAUGCAGGCAUAUAUAUGCAACUACAAGGGCCACUGGUUUACCAUUCGUAAAAUUGGAAAUCAGUGGUUUAAUCUCAACUCGAUAUUAAGUGGUCCUCAGCUUCUAUCUAACACCUACUUGGCAAUGUAUUUUGCACAAUUGUUACAAGAGGGAUACUCAAUAUUUAUCGUCAUUGGACAAUUGCCAGAGUGUAAGGCUGACGAGAUACUACUGAAGAAUCCAGUAAAAAUUACCCAAAAAUCCGGAAAAACAAGUACUGAUGAGACUAAAGUAUUUGAGUCCACGGGUCAUAGAUUGGGGACGAUGGAAGAGGACGAGGAGGCGAAAAUACGAGAGGCUGUGGCAGGAUUGGAGGCAGUUAGAGUACCAUCGAGUUCAAGUGCAGUUGGAAGCACAGUUAAACCAUUAGGCAAGCCACGAGAGAGGAUAAUACCAAUUGAGAUUGAGGGGGAUGAGAAGGACGAGAAUGAUGACGAAGAUCUGCAGAGAGCACUGCAGCUCAGUCUUCAGGAUGUUAAUGAGACGACAGACAAACCCCUUAAACUACGACUCGAUUUAGAUUCAAACAAAUCCGAGAGGUUCUAUGAAACGAUAGAGGAGGAGUCUGACGAUGAUGACGAGUUAAGAAGGGCCCUUCAGUUGAGCCUCGAGUGCGUUACAGCACCACCCACUCCAGACCCUGAGGAUGUGCGCUGGAAACGCCUGAGAUACCUGGGAAUUCAUCAGCCCAACAACGAGCCCUCGACUCAGUUAAAUACUUAACAGUGAGACGAUAGCUGGUGGUUACAUUUUCUCUUGAAUUUUAUUCUUUUUAUAUCUCAUCCUUGAAUCAACUUUUAAAAACCACUAUCGUGAUUAUCUUUGAUUCCAAUGGAAUUGUAGAAAAGAUUAUGAAUAUUUUUUUGAUUGAAAACUCUAUAAUCGUGUGUUUGAAAUAAAUUUCUAUAUUCAUUUUAAUGAUUAAUAA